CUCUUUCUAGUAGCCGGUUAUGGCGGCGGUGUGUGUUUGUCCAUGAGGCGGGGAGCGCGAGCUAUUCUCACAGCAAGGAACCUAAACUAAGGUAGUAAUGGCGGGUGUAUUCGACAUCGAUUUGGAUCAGCCGGACGAAAAUGUCUCCGACGAUGAGCUGGAGGAGGCUCAGAUUAACGAUUUCAUGGACCAAUGCAGUGGCUUUGAAUUUAAUAUGGAAGACUGUGAGAAGAUUGAGAUAUCUGAGGACAAUGUCAACCAAGGAACAGAGAACAUUAGGCCAGAAUGUUUUCAGCUGCUUCGGGUGCUGGGAAAGGGCGGUUAUGGAAAGGUUUUUCAAGUUCGAAAAGUUGCUGGAGCUGCAUCGGGAAAAAUAUUUGCCAUGAAGGUUUUAAAGAAGGCUAUGAUUGUGCGCAAUGCAAAGGACACAGCCCACACCAAGGCGGAAAGAAAUAUCCUAGAGGAAGUGAAGCAUCCUUUUAUCGUGGAUCUUAUCUACGCCUUCCAGACGGGGGGCAAGCUGUACCUCAUCUUGGAGUACCUCAGUGGCGGAGAGCUGUUUAUGCAACUGGAAAGAGAGGGCAUUUUUAUGGAAGACACAGCCUGCUUUUACCUGGCUGAAAUCUCCAUGGCUCUGGGACAUCUUCACCAAAAAGGCAUAAUCUACAGAGACCUAAAGCCUGAAAACAUCAUGCUUAAUAACCAAGGCCAUGUGAAACUGACAGACUUUGGGCUGUGCAAAGAAUCGAUUCACGACGGCACAGUCACCCAUACUUUCUGCGGCACCAUAGAGUACAUGGCUCCAGAGAUCCUGAUGAGAAGUGGACACAACAGAGCAGUGGACUGGUGGAGUCUCGGGGCACUCAUGUAUGACAUGCUGACUGGAGCACCACCCUUCACUGGUGAAAACAGGAAGAAAACCAUUGACAAAAUCUUAAAAUGCAAGCUGAACCUUCCACCCUACCUCACACAAGAAGCCAGAGAUCUUCUAAAAAGGCUGCUAAAAAGAAAUGCCUCGUCAAGACUUGGAGCGGGGGCUGGAGAUUCUACAGAAGUGCAGGCUCAUCCUUUCUUCCGACACAUCAACUGGGAAGAGCUCCUGGCCCGGAAAGUGGAGCCUCCAUUCAAACCUUUUCUGAAAUCUGCUGAAGACGUGAGCCAAUUUGACUCCAAGUUCACCGACCAAACACCUGUAGACAGUCCCGAUGAUUCCACACUCAGUGAAAGCGCAAACCAGGCUUUUCUGGGCUUUACAUACGUGGCUCCAUCAGUACUGGAGAACGUCAAGGAAAAGUUCUCAUUUGAGUCAAAAAUCCGCUCACCCAGACGGGGUUUGGGAAGCCCAAGAACACCAGUCAGCCCUCUGAAGUCCUCUGCUGGUGACGUGUGGCCUCGGGGCCCCUUGAUGCCCUGUGGAUCUGCUCAAUGUCUCCAGUCGCCACAGGAACAAGUAAUGGAGGUGUCAACCACAGAACAGAUGGAUGUGCAGACCAACUCCGAGGCCUCUGCCCCCUUGCCUAUCCGCCAACCUACAGGGUCCAACCUGUCCCAGUUCAAACAACAGGCCUACCCUGUUAUGGCCAAGCGACCUGAGCAUCUACGCAUGAAUCUAUGACCAGUAGUUCAUCUGAGAGGAUUUUUUUCCUUUGUUGAUACUUUUCUUUUUUAAAGAUAAGGACGCUAGAGACCAUGAAACGGUAAAUGUAACUUCUGCACAAACACCCUCACUACCUGCAGUCUCCCCUCAGGCUGUAACCUGCAGUGGAACUUGGCAGACUACAGUAGGCACUCCCUCAGGUCCCCUUGACCUCUGCACCCUGACCCCUUGCAGGACUGGACUGGCAGGACGGGGUGUCACUUUGGAUCUGUAACCUUUUUUUAUUACUCCAUUCUACCACGAACAAAAGGAAUAUGGUGAAAUCUAUCAAAUGUGACCCCUCACAAUUCACAUGAACAUAAAUCAACUCUGAAGUGACUCCGUUCAAGUUAGAUGAUUGAAUGCUAAUGAGGAAUGAAUUGCUUCCAUUCAGCAAUUGGGAGAUUCCCGUAUUUCUUGAAGCUACCUGUCUCAGAAUGAAAUUAUACUAAUUAUUGUUAAUUAAAUAAAUAUGACUGGGAGGGGUAUGAAUAAGCAAAGGUUUUGAACAUAGCUUUAUGUCUUAAGUAUUUUACAGAAGGGAAUCAUCUACUGUGCUAUAUCAAUGAUGUACCAAUUCAUGAGAGCCUCAAUAAAAACAGAAAUGUUUA
Molecule: messenger RNA, 2247 nt
Organism: Esox lucius (northern pike)
Lineage: Eukaryota; Metazoa; Chordata; Actinopteri; Esociformes; Esocidae
Gene: rps6kb1b
Product: ribosomal protein S6 kinase b, polypeptide 1b
Exons: 15
Coding region: 98-1615 (505 amino acids)
Biological process (GO): signal transduction; protein phosphorylation
Molecular function (GO): ATP binding; protein serine/threonine kinase activity
Source: RefSeq, a predicted model, not a curated record